Messenger RNA from Tarenaya hassleriana, 3087 nucleotides. RefSeq lists its product as uncharacterized. The record is from RefSeq and is a predicted model, not a curated record. NCBI's taxonomy places the organism in Eukaryota, Viridiplantae, Streptophyta, Magnoliopsida, Brassicales, Cleomaceae. The transcript is spliced from 2 exons. Bases 272 to 2884 code for a protein of 870 amino acids.
AGGGUAAAAAUUGCGCCGCGACGAAUUUCAUUUCCUUCAAAGAGGAGUAGAGGUAGAGAUAGAGAUAGAGAGAGAAAUAUCAUUCGCCUGAGAAUCGGUCGUCUUUGUUUGUAUUUAGUUCUUAGGAAGGGAGGCGGUGUUUGAAGAGUCGAAGCUCGAAAGUUCUUCUCUUUUUUCUGGCUCUUCGUCUUGUUCUUCUUCAGUCGCGCAGGACUUUUUCUUGCCGCCGAUUUUCUCGGGAAAGUGUAUUUUUCUCCCGGGAAAAUAGAAUAUGGAAGUUGUCGUGGAAAACCCUGAGGAAGCAAGACCCAAGGAUUGUGUCGUGGAACCACGUGACCCUCGUGGCAAAACCCUAGGGGGUGAGCCGAAACCUACGGGUUCGUUGGAAAGUGCUCGAGAAAACGGUGCUAGGGCUUCUGAAAAUGGAGACGAGAAACUGAGGGGAAACACCGAUGAGACCGAGAUUUUGUCGGGAAAAGGUGUUGGAGUGGAUAAUCUUAACGAUCCUGUGAAUCUAGAAGAUUCAGACAUGCAUGGGGUUUCAUCGUUGUUGAAAAUGAAGCAACAUUUCGGUAAGAAAGGGAAUGCUAACUCAUCUGAUGUUGUAUAUUCUGUAAAAGACGUGAGUGUACAACACCAAGAAGAGAGUGAAGAAGAAGAUGAUGAAGAAGAGGAAGAAGAUCAUGGGUACCAAGUGGGAGAUUUUGUGUGGGGCAAGAUCAAGAGUCAUCCAUGGUGGCCAGGGCAGGUUUACGAUUCUUCCGAUGCUUCGGUCUUGGCUUUGAAGAUAAAGCGGAGGGGAAGGUUACUUGUUGCAUACUUUGGUGAUGGGACAUUCGCUUGGUGCCGUCCAUCGCAAUUGAAACCAUUUGAGGAGAAUUUCAAAGAGUUAUCGAGGGUAAGCAGUUUGAAGUUGUUUGUCAAUGCUGUGGAAGAGGCUGUGGGAGAGAUGGGUAGACAUGCUGAGCGUUUGAUGACAGAGCAGUUAGGUGAUGAUGGAGUGGUGAGACCAGUGGCCAUGAAUGCCGGGAUUAAGGAUGGAGUUCUUGUCCCUGAUGUCCGAAGGGAAACUGUCUCGUUCUUGUCGUUUGAACCCAGAGAUAUUCUCGGGGAUGUUGGAAAUCUUGCAAAGACUUGUGCUUUCAGUGAUUUGCUGGAGCUCGAGGUGUUGAAAAGGAAAAUAUCGGCAUUUUAUCAAUCUAACGGUGGUUACAGUUUGACAGCGUACCAUGACGCACAACCGGUCCCAGGGCUUGAAGACAAGGAUUUAGUUCGAGCAGUUAAACCACGUGGUCCUAAAGGUUCUGGGGAAGAAGAUGGGCUUAUCCCUGACAGAUCUCACCAUAGAUCACUGGAGCAAUGUUCUGGGUUUCCCGAGCAUAGGCUGCACCAUAGGAGGAAGCAGAAGAGCAUUGCUGAAAUCUUGGAAACCGAAAUGGCUGCUCAGGUGAAGAAAGCUGAUGAGCCCGAACCAAGAAGCACAGGUAGGAAGAAGAGAAAACGCGAUGAUGAGGUUAAGGAUAUUGAAAAGACAUCAACUAGUGCUUCUACUACCCCGAGGAAGAGGAGGAAUGUUAGCAAGCUUUCUAUCAUUGAGAACGCUGGUCCAAAGCAGGAGGACGAAAUUUGCAAAGAGAAAACUUUGUCGAGAAAGAGGAAGAAAAGGAGUGCAGAUCUGGGAGAUGAUGCAAGCGAUAAAAAAGAUGAGACGGCCGGUGUAAAAGAAGAAAGUGACGAGAAGGAAACCUUGGAUUUGGAAGAAGAUGGUGACUCAACCCCAUUGGAUUCUCUACGGAAAAAGGUGAAGACUAAUGCUCUGAGUGUUGAAUUGGAGAGCGGUAAUGGUGAGACCAAAGUGCAAACUCCAAUUGACUCAAUAUCAAGAGAGAGGAAGAAGAGCAAGUAUCUCUCUCCUCCUUACACAUCUGAGGUUGGUUGGAAAACCAGGAAGAGCGAGACAGGAGCUGAUUUUUUUAAUGUCUCGGGUCAGAUGGCGAAUGCUGCUGGGAAUAUCAUGGUGGCAAACGGAGGGAACCCAUCAGAGAAACCCAUCGAGGCAUCAGCUCUGGAUUCUGGUCAUCAAGAGUUGUCUGGUGAAUUGGUAAAGGCCAUUGAUUUUCUGAGAACAGGAGCUCCAGCAGAGGAAGUGAGGGAUCAAAUCCGGGCAACUGCUCUUAGUCCACAAUUUCCAAAGGGUGAUAGCUCUGAUCAUCUGAUGAGAGCGUUCAUUUCCAUCUACAGAAGUUUUACAUAUCAUGACGGGGCCAAUAGCAAGAUUCACAUGGAGCAAACUUCAGAUAAAGAGAACGAGCAGAACAGAAAAGAACAGAAUGAGACGAGCAAGCCCUCGAGGAAGGAGGAUAGCAAACCCGAGAAGAAGCCUAAAGAGAAGAAACAAAUGGAGGAAAACAAAUCAGAAACUGGAAAGAAAGAUUCAGGCGCAGAGCUUUUCGUGACAUUUGGUCCAGGUUCAGACCUGCCCAAGAAGGAUGAUCUGAUCAAAAUAUACGGAAAGUUUGGGCCUUUAGACGAAGAGAAGACCGAUAUGUUCUACAACAACUUCUGUGCUCGUGUGGCCUUCGUCAACUUACCCGACGCAGAAGCAGCCUUUGACAGCUCGCAAGAGAAAUGCCCAUUCACCACUGCAACCACCAUUACCUUCAAGCUCAAGCUUCCAUCUGAUGCACAUGGAAAAUCUAAGGAAAGGGGAAAGGAGAAGAAGCCCAAGAACCCGAGAAUUGAACCCGAAUACGUGAAGGGGAAGCUGGACGAGAUGAGAUCGAUGCUGGAUAAAACCGGUGGGGGAAUGACUGAAGAACUGAAGUUGAAACUGGAAGAAGAGUUGAGAAACUUGCUGGAGAAAGUGAGCAGGAUUGUGGUUUAGUCGUCUUAGGUUUUAAAAGGUUCUCAAACAGAAAAACACCGUGAGGGGAGUCUAUGGUAUGGUCUCUCUCGCGACACUAUCACAUCGUAUAUCAUAUAGUAUUAGUGUUAGUUUUGGACUCAUCUUCUGUCUGUAUGGAGAAUAUUUUGCGGCGGGCCUUUUGUACUUGUUAUUACAAUAGGGGGUUCAUUUGUCUGACUGUU